AUGAAGACAUGCUAUUAUGAGCUUCUUGGAGUCUCGGAAACGUGCUCAUCUACAGAGCUAAAAAAGGCGUACCGCUCCAAGGCUUUGCUGUACCAUCCAGACAAGAAUAGAGAUAACAUAGAAGAGGCUAAUGAGAAGUUUACGGCAAUUUCGCAGGCCUUUCAGAUUCUCAAUGAUCCACAAGAGCGCGAAUGGUAUGACUCGCACAAAAAUCAGAUAUUAAGAGAAGAUGAUGACAAGCCGGCAGGAGGCGAGCAGGAUGUCUCAGAGUUCUACUAUGGUUUGACCACAGAUGACAUACUGAAGUACUUUGACACCUCAAUAUAUACUAAGGCCACAUGGUUUGAAUCGCUGGGCUUGCUUUUCACGAGAAUUGCAGACGAAGAAGCUGAAAGCUGCAAUACACAGAAGUUGAGUGCUCCUUCGUUCCCCAAGUUUGGAUUGGCUUCUAGUGAUUACCAAACGGAAGUCAAGGCGUUCUACAAGGCAUGGUCAUCUUUCCAGACUCAAAAGACGUUUGCAUGGUAUGACGAGUAUAGAUAUUCUGCCCAACAAGACAGAAAGACUAGAAGACUCGUUGAAAAGGAGAAUAAGAAACUCAGAGACCAGGCCAAGAAAGACUACAACGAAACGAUACGACAUCUCGUCUCCUUUGUCAAAAAGAGAGACCAAAGAGUGAAAGAUGGUUUAAAACAGAUGGAGGUGUCGAGACAGAAAAAACUAGCCAAUAACGCUUCGAAGAAGUCCAAGAAGACAUCCGCGCAGGAGCAGUUUGAGUCUCAGGAUUGGCAGGAGAAUGACGAUUUGUAUCGCGAAAUAGAGCAGGCUUGGUUGGAGCAGGAGCUGUCACAACCAGUGGAGCAAGAUGAUGACGAUUUUGAGCAUUUCGAGUGCAUAAUCUGCAAUAAAUUCUUCAAAUCGCAGUCCCAGUUCAAGGCCCAUGAGAGUUCCAAAAAACACAUCAAGGCGUUCAAGCAACUGCGGUAUGAAAUGAGAAGGGAGGGGAUAGAACUGGGAAUAGAUACAAAUGGAUUUGUCGCUGAGGAAGAGGAGAGUGAGGAGUUUCUCACGGCUGACGAGGAAAUUUCCCAAAAGGAAGACGAAAAUGAGUAUUUAAGUGGGGACGAUUCAGGUGAAGGUGAGGACGACGAGGCUGAACUUGCGGAGACAUCAAAAGAUGAUCAAGAGCAAGACGAAACAGACGAUCUUUCUGAGCCUGUUUUUUCACAGGCAAAUGGUGGUGACAAACUUCAUCAUCCCGAUCAAUCUACAGAUGACCUUUCAGAUGACUCACCAGAAACCCCCCAGUUUGACCAAGACGUUGACGAAGAGAUUGACGACAAUAUCGACGAUGACAUAGACGAAGACUUGCUUGAAAUCAUAGAGUCGUUAAACCGAAAAGCAAAGAUAGAUGACGGCGAAGGGUCUGAUGAUGACUGGUCGAAUAAGAAGUCCAAGAGCAAAUCCAAGUCUAAGAAACCCCAGGAGGAGCCUGUACAAGCAAAAGGCAAAAAUAUUCCGAAGGAAAUCUGCAAUGUUUGUGGAACAACGUUUUUGUCGAGAAAUCAGUUAUUUCAACAUGUGAAUACCACGGGCCAUGCGUUGGCUGGAGGAAAGUCGAAGAAGAAGUCAAAGAAGUCGAAGAAGUGA
Molecule: messenger RNA, 1650 nt
Organism: Kuraishia capsulata CBS 1993
Lineage: Eukaryota; Fungi; Ascomycota; Pichiomycetes; Pichiales; Pichiaceae
Exons: 1
Coding region: 1-1650 (549 amino acids)
Cellular component (GO): cytoplasm
Molecular function (GO): zinc ion binding; nucleic acid binding
Source: RefSeq, a predicted model, not a curated record